This is a messenger RNA of Penicillium pulvis, 471 nucleotides long. RefSeq lists its product as uncharacterized. The record is from RefSeq and is a predicted model, not a curated record. The coding region runs from base 1 to 471 and encodes 156 amino acids. NCBI's taxonomy places the organism in Eukaryota, Fungi, Ascomycota, Eurotiomycetes, Eurotiales, Aspergillaceae. The transcript is spliced from 2 exons.
AUGUCACCUCGAUUCUUCACUUUCUUGGGGAUCAUUUCUCUCGCUGGUCUCAUCGUCGGUAUUGUUGGCGCUGUUCUGGCUGUCGAGGACUCUGUCGGAAUCUCAUACAGCAACAACAGCCAAGAUGCAGGCUGUAUCCAGACGUUCCAUGCAUAUCACUCACAAGAAAGGCGGAAAGUUCUCGGCCAUGAGAUUUAUGUUAUUGCUGCUGUCGGUGCUGCGCUGCCUUUCCUACUGAUACGCGUCAUUUACGCUUCGAUCGCUGACUAUGGCAUUAAUCUGGAUUUUAACUUUUACGACGGCAAUGUGACCAUUUACCUGUGUAUGGGAGUUCUUGUCGAGAUUAUUGUUACUACGAUAUGUCUCGCUGUCGGCUUCCUUGUGCCACUUAUGCCCGUGGAUGAAGCCAUACCUAAGCGCAAUCGAUCACGCCAACACAAUAGAGAGGUCGUCGUCGGAUCUGAGGCGUAA